AUGACUAGAAUGACGUGGCUUGAAAAAUCAGGUUUUCUUGCCCCAAUAAUUGCAAUAACUAAUAGACAUAGCAUUAGAACAGUUCGAGAUGCAGCUAUUCAAUGGAUUACUCAGCAAUCAACUGGAUCAGUUGUGUCCGAUGAUGACUAUUGUCCAUUAAGUUUACCAGUUGUUGCUGAAACCUGGGAUGGAUUUCUUAAUGAUAUAAAUGGAUUUCAUGUUCAGCCGCAACAUCUCUUUGAUGCAAUUCGAUCUGCAAGUUCAGAUCAGAUUGCUGAAGGAAAUGUAGGAGGAGGAACAGGAAUGGUUACACAUGAAUUCAAAGGUGGUAUUGGAACAUCGUCUCGUAAACAUGGCGAGUAUACAGUUGGUGUUCUUGUUCAGUCCAACUAUGGAAGAAGAUAUCAAUUGACCAUUGCUGAUGUUCCUAUAGGUGAAGAAAUGUUAGAUGAACUUUUGGCCAGUUCUUGGACAAGGACGACCAAUUAA
Molecule: messenger RNA, 489 nt
Organism: Rotaria sp. Silwood2
Lineage: Eukaryota; Metazoa; Rotifera; Eurotatoria; Philodinida; Philodinidae
Source: the annotation of a GenBank genome assembly